Molecule: messenger RNA, 1436 nt
Organism: Hevea brasiliensis (rubber tree)
Lineage: Eukaryota; Viridiplantae; Streptophyta; Magnoliopsida; Malpighiales; Euphorbiaceae
Exons: 2
Coding region: 396-1166 (256 amino acids)
Biological process (GO): defense response
Source: RefSeq, a predicted model, not a curated record
CAUCUGCAAGAUACGGCUCCUCCAGUGAAUAAAAAAUUCCAAGAGAACUUAACAACCCAUUGGGAUGCUGGAUCACGUAUCAUACUUUGCCACGGUGCCACUAGUCUCAAAAUUCGUCAACUGCUAAAUACCCCUACAUCACCCCCAAACUAAGGUUAUUUUCGUCAUUCCAUCGCUAUAGUUUCAAGUUUCAACCAUCACUUCCCUCUUCUCCUUUUUCCUCCUCGCUACUCCGGCGAGCGGCAUAAAUUGCGGCCACCAUGUAUCGCCGUCAGUACCCUUUUCUUGGUUUUAGUCAGAACCAUUAGUCAAUCUUUCUUCUUUCUUGAUCAUUUCAGAAUCGUCCAUUUCCUAGCAAAAUCAAGAAAGAAAUAGAGAGAGAGAGAGAGACGAAGAUGGAGACGAAGAUUCUAGAGAUCAACUUGAUCUCUGCCCAAAGUCUAAAGCCGCCAUCUGCUAACCUACGCCGGUUGCAAACGUAUGCAGUGGUUUGGGUCGAUUCCUCCACCAAGCUCCGAACCCGAAUCGACCGAGUCGGCGGCGAGAACCCGACUUGGAACGACAAGUUCCUCUUCAAAGUCACUCCUGAAUUCCUUUCUAGCGAGACCUCCGGUGUUUCAUUUGAAAUCUAUGCCGUCGGUUGCCUCCGUGAUCCACUCCUCGGCACCGUCCGUUUCUUUAUCAGCAACAUCCCAGUCUUUUCCCCCACCAAAGAAAUGAGAACUCCCUCCUUCAUUGCUCUACAGAUUCGUCGUCCGUCUGGAAGAUUCCAAGGGGUGCUCAACAUCGGUGCUAUCAUCAACGACGGCUCUGAUUUCGCGACCCUAAAUGGAGCAUCGGCUAUUGGUUAUCGUGAUCUUAUGGGGGAGAGUAUUCAUCAUCUGCGGCAUCGUGAUUUAAAGAAGUCGAUUUCGAUGGAAGAGGAUACACACGGCGAAAAUUCUUGUGGAGAUUCGGGAGAUUUCUCUGAUGGUGCCGACUCCACGACUUCUUCAUCUUCAGCUGCUUCAACGGCAUUGAAGGACUGGAACGGACUUAGAGAUUUGGCGGGAACGAAUCAUUUGAGGUCAUCAUCGGACGAUGGAGGGCUGUUUUGUGGGUUGCUGUUGCAGAGAAGGCUUCCUACGUGCUUUUCUGCACAGAAUCUUCAGUUUUUGAAAGAUUGAUGAUAUUUGGCGUUGGAGUCAUCAUUGACCGUCAGAUCAGUAGUUUGUGAUUUGACCAUGAUGGAGUUAGUGUAACUGGUCAUCGGUGGAGAUCAUCUCUCCUCUCUGGUCCUCUCAUUCUGCAUGUAGGUGGGUGUGCUUGAUUUUGAUUUUUUAAGCUGUUGCUCUACUCAGAUCGUAUACAGUAGGGAAGAAAUAGAAGGUAAACAGUAUCAUUGAAUUUUAAGUUAGGGAAUUGGCCUAUGAAAUUAAGGGUGAGCUCUCCUGGAA